Thalassophryne amazonica is the source of this 2771-nucleotide messenger RNA. Its product is annotated as MAP7 domain-containing protein 1-like. Gene Ontology annotation, cellular component: microtubule cytoskeleton. The record is from RefSeq and is a predicted model, not a curated record. NCBI's taxonomy places the organism in Eukaryota, Metazoa, Chordata, Actinopteri, Batrachoidiformes, Batrachoididae. Gene Ontology annotation, biological process: microtubule cytoskeleton organization. The transcript is spliced from 18 exons. The coding region runs from base 255 to 2669 and encodes 804 amino acids.
AGCUUUUUUUUUUAUUCUCACACAGAUUUUCCGCUAAAGACAAACAGCAUUGGAUUUACAGUGCCUAUUUUAAUCAGACCCGGCUCUAAUCUGUCGCUUUAGACAUUCCCCGUCAUUUUAAAAUCGGACCUUUAUUUAUUUCCACGUUAUUGUGAGUCACUUUUUGGUUGGAUUUACAAAGGGCGUGUUUGGGCGAUCUGAUACCGGGAGUUUGAGGAAUGACAGCAACUGGAAAACGACUGUGAUCCGCCUGAAUGGAAAACAUGGAUAUUAAGGAGCUCGGGCACAAAUUCGACGAGAAGGUGACACUCACGGAGAAAUCUCUGCCACUGCAGACAGAUUCUCAGUCUAUCCAGAAUGGGGACAAAUCACUUGGGAAGGAUCUUCUUAGUCCAAACGACUCAGCCAUCACAGAUCUGUCUCUGAAAACAGACUCCAGUCCCAAAACAGACUCCCCCACCAAGACAGAUGCCUCCUUCAAGACAGACGCCAGGCCAUGCACCCCUGGCAGCAGCACCAGCCCUCAGCCCAAGAAGGAUGCAAUGAGCUCAGAGCAAAGACAGAAACUCGCCAAAGAACGACGGGAGGAAAGGGCCAGAUAUAUCGAACAGCAAACUCAGCUUCAAGCUGCAAAGAAGGCCCAGUGGCUGGAGAAGGAGGAGAAGGCCCGACGUCUGAGGGAGAGCCAACUGGAGGACCGCAGGAGGAAGCUGGAGGAACAGAGGCUGAAAGCUGAGAAACGCCGAGCGCUGCUGGAGGAGAAACAGAGACUGAAACUUGAAAAGAACAAGGAGAGAUAUGAGGCGGCCAUCAAAAGGUCGACAAAGAAGACGUGGGCUGAGAUCCGCCAGCAGAGGUGGUCCUGGGCGGGUGGACUCAACCAAACCUCCCGCAGGGAAACUGUUGUGUGUUGCGUUCUCUCCGGUGCAGGCAGAUGCUCGGCCUCCACGGUCAACUUGCCAAGACAGGUGGACCCUGUCAUUAACAACAGGCUGUCCAAGUCUGCUGCCACCCUCUGGAACUCCCCUAACAGAACCCACAGUCUGCGUCUGAGCCCAUGGGAAAGCAGGAUCGUGGAGCGGCUCAUGACACCUACGUUGUCCUUCCUGGCCCGCAGUCGUAGCGCCGUGACCCUCCUCAACAGCAGCGACUCUCACUCUCACCACUGCUUCCGUUCAGCCUCUGCCAGCCCGCUCAACGCUUGCUCUCAUCACCACCCUCACCAGAACGCCGCUGAACGCUGGAGAGUGUCCUCCGCCAGCACGCCCGACAUCACCCAGCGCCAGCACAGACGAAACUCCACGCCGGUUGGCAGAAAGAAGAAAGAGAAGAAAGACAAAGAGAGGGAGAAUGAAAAAGAGAAGAAUGCUCUCACAAAAGAGAAAGUGCAGAAUAAGAGACAGACCACUUCAUCCGCCAGUGUGUCCCAGAGAUCCCGACCAGAGACCAGCACCCCAAAACCCAAAAACAGACCUCCAUCACCUGCCGCCCCCAAAAGUCGACCACUGUCCCCCCUGGUGUCAGCAACGCCACAAUCCAAGACUCCCACAGGCAAGAAGACACCUCCUCCGUCUGCCAAGGCCCGGCCCAAACGUGCCCAGACUCCAGCCAGGGUACAGCCUCAGACGGUCAGCGUGGAAGCGAGCCAUGAGCCCCAGCAGCCUGACACCCCAGAGGAGAAAAAGAACUCCAGCAGUGUUCCUGCCAUUGUGGUGUCCUCUGCACCAGUCACGCCUCCUUCCCCGAGCCCACCGAUCGUAGCAGCAGCAGCGUCUCCCGCUGUGCCCAACGUGGAGCGGGCUGCUUCUCCUGCCACAGUCUCCCUGAGUAAUCCCACUCCUGCUGCCACACCACCCACUGCCAACGCCCCAGCUGCACCAGGCAGCAAGCCGUCAGCGGGCACCAAUGAUCCGGAGGAGGCCGCCCGUGUUCUGGCAGAGAAACGCAGACAAGCCCGAGAACAGCGAGAGAGAGAGGAGCAGGAGCGCCAGGAGCAGGAGCACAGGAACAGGAUCCUGCGGGAGGAGGCAAUGGCACGGGAGGCAGAGGAAAGGAAACACAGAGAGGAGGAGGCACGAUUCAUGGCUGAGCAGCAACGUCUGAGAGACGAAGCUCAGAAAAUUCAAGAGGAGAAGGAGGCGCAGGAGCGAGCCAAAGCUGAGCAGGAGGAGAACGAGAAGCUACAAAGACAGAGAGAGGAGGCUGAAGCCAAAGCCCGUGAAGAAGCUGAGCGUCAGCGCCAAGAGAGGGACAAACACUUCCAGAAAGAAGAGCAGGAGCGACUGGAGAGAAAGAGGCGCCUCGAGGAAAUCAUGAAGAGGACUCGGAAGAGUGAUGCAGCAGAAAAGAAAGAUGUCAAGGCCUCCUCGCAGGUCAACGGCAAGGAAACGGAGUUCAGCAAGGUACCUGGGAACUUGCAGAGCCUGAGCGGCGUGGCCCUCUGCCAGUCGCAAGGUGGUCCUGUUAUAAAUGGUGUCCAGUCGGACGCACUCCAGAAUGGUCUCUCAGCCAAUGGCGAGGGAGCUAACUUUGGGCAGAUGAUCCAGCUGGGCAGUAGCGGGAAGGCGGCGCAGCCACAGGGCGGUCCAAUCCUGGCCUUCGAAGGAGGCGAGCCCUUCCUAAUGAAAACGGGGCCGAUAAAGUCACAGCAUGUUGCAGAGGUCCUGUGAGUCCCCUACGGAGACACCACUCAAUGUCUCAGCUUGAUCUAUGAGUUCAUGUCACACCACAGCGGCUUUUUUUUUUUUUAACAGUGUGCCAAACAAAUAAGG